UCGGGGGGCUAUGUGCAAACCGCGCCAGACGAAGAGGGGACAAGAAUCUCCUCCCUCUCCGGCGAGGCCCCGACCCCGCUCCCCACGGCGGCCGGAGACGAUGGCGAGGAAGGGCGUGUCGUACGUGACGGCGGCGCAGCUCGUGUCCAUGGUCCGCGACCCCCGCGUCGCCAUCAUCGACGUCAGGGACGAGGAGCGGAUCUGCGACGCGCACAUCGCCGGGUCGCACCACUACGCCAGCGACGGCUUCGCGGACCGGCUGCCGGAGAUCGCCGAGGCCACCAGGGCCAAGGAGACCCUCGUCUUCCACUGCGCCCUCAGCCAGGUGCGCGGUCCAUCUUGUGCAAGAAUGUUUCUGGACUAUUUAUCAGAGGCCAAGGAAGAGUCAGCGGUGAAGAGCAUCACGGUCCUCGAGCGUGGAUUCAACGGAUGGGAGCUUUCAGGGAGAGCUGUUUGCCGCUGCAAGGAUGCUCCUUGCAAGGGUGUAUGCUCUUGAAGUCUUCAGUGUAAACAAACAUGAUGCAUUUCUCAAUUGCAGAGGAUGCUGCUCCGCACGCUACCAAGACGAUCACUAUCUACAGGCUAGCCAUCCGUAGUUGAUUACUUCUAUAGCACAGAUUAAAAUGGCAUAUCUCAAUUGGAUGCACCAGCAACAACCCUAUGUGGAUCAAUCAAUCCAUACAUCCAUUGAAUAACAGGCGCUUCAUGGCAUGUAAACUAGAUACAAACCUUAUUGGCGAUUAUUGAGAAUGUUUUGCUUUCACAGAUGGGCAUCCGCAUCCUGUCUUUGAGCUGAAGUUC
Messenger RNA from Triticum dicoccoides, 801 nucleotides. RefSeq names its product arsenate reductase 2.2-like. Bases 11 to 496 code for a protein of 161 amino acids. Gene Ontology annotation, molecular function: protein tyrosine phosphatase activity. The transcript has 3 exons. The record is from RefSeq and is a predicted model, not a curated record. Gene Ontology annotation, cellular component: cytoplasm; nucleus. NCBI's taxonomy places the organism in Eukaryota, Viridiplantae, Streptophyta, Magnoliopsida, Poales, Poaceae.